CACAAGCUGGGUCCGUACACUCCGUCUCUUCUCCAAGAGUAACCACCCGCUCACUGCUUCUGCGCCUUUUAUUUGGCAGAGCCGCCGGCAACCUGGGCUCUCACACUCCGCCCCUUCCCCUGAAGCGGAAGGCCCGCCCCUUUCUUCCGUGCCUUCUCAUUGGCUAGUGCAGAAGUGUUGGAGUUCGCUACCGGCCCGAGGCUGCGGGUCCUUCCCCAGGGUCAACCUGCACGCUGUGGCCCACCCGAAGCGCGUGCUCAGCUUCCCUACAGCUGUGGCUGCCAGUGUGACUUUGCAAGUCUCGCCAGGGGGGCCUUCGUUGCCUUGUCUGCAACCCGGCUUUCGAGGGUGGACGCCGAAUGUUAUGAGCUAUGCCUUUGCCACCCAGCUGUCCUGUCCUGAGCCGUUGUAACUUUCCGGGCAGGGUGGGAACCCGAGAUCUUUAAAUCAGUCUCCACAAGUCGCCCUCCACCCCGCUUCAGGUCUGGAGUAUGAAGUCCUUUGGAGGAAGGAGCCGGGAGGCAGCAGGGCCCAAGGGUAGAAGGGCUGCCCGACCCCGGGAGCAGGACCGAGAUGUGCAGCUGUCUAAGGCUCUGUCCUAUGCCCUCCGUCACGGGGCCUUGAAGCUGGGGCUUCCCAUGGGAGCUGAUGGCUUUGUGCCCCUGCACAGCCUCCUGCAGUUGCCCCAGUUCCACAGCUUCUCUGCUGAAGAUGUACAGCGUGUGGUGGACACCAAUGAGAAGCAGCGGUUCACCCUUCGGCCAGGAGACUCCAGUACUGGCCCCCUCAUCCGGGCUAAUCAGGGCCACUCCCUGAAGGUGCCUGAUUUGGAGCUGGUGCCCCUUGAGACACCACAGGCCCUGCCCCAGGUGCUGGUCCAUGGUACAUUCUGGAAGCACUGGCCAUCCAUCCUGCUCAAGGGCCUGUCAUGCCAGGGAAGGACACACAUUCACUUGGCCCCAGGACUACCUGGGGACCCUGGCGUCAUCAGUGGUAUGCGCCCAGAUUGUGAGGUGGCUGUGAUCAUCAAUGGACCCCUAGCCCUGGCAGAUGGAAUCCCCUUCUUCCGCUCUGCCAAUGGAGUGAUCCUGACUCCAGGAGAUGCCAGUGGCUUCCUGCUUCCCAAGUACUUCAAAGAAGCCCUGCAGCUGCAGCCUGCCCUUCUCAUCUUUACCCCAGGAAAACCUCUCUCCUUGGCUGGUGAUAAAGAGACGGAGUGUCUGAGUGGCCCCGUGCACAGCCGCAGAAGAAGGAUGAUCAAACAAUAAAAUAUGUAUUUAAAAAAAUUAAAAGUAACAAGAAAAGAA
This is a messenger RNA of Chinchilla lanigera (long-tailed chinchilla), 1307 nucleotides long. RefSeq names its product tRNA phosphotransferase 1 (gene Trpt1). The transcript has 7 exons. The record is from RefSeq and is a predicted model, not a curated record. Gene Ontology annotation, biological process: tRNA splicing, via endonucleolytic cleavage and ligation. Gene Ontology annotation, molecular function: tRNA 2'-phosphotransferase activity. NCBI's taxonomy places the organism in Eukaryota, Metazoa, Chordata, Mammalia, Rodentia, Chinchillidae. Bases 492 to 1268 code for a protein of 258 amino acids.